AUUUGCAUUCGCAUUGCAACUUGCAACAGCUGUUGAAGUUGAAACAAGCAAUAGUACGAAGAUGCAUUGAAAAUUGAAAGUGAUAGUGUUAUGGUACUUUAUAGCUUAAAUUAGUUAUAAUUUUCCUUUAGUUAUAGGUUGUGCAUUAGUUAUUAUUCAUUUGAAUAAAUUUGUGAAAAAUGUAUUCUACCAGUCCGUACUGUAGACUCUGUUUACAGACAAGCGACUGUGGUUCACUUGUUGAAAUAUUUAAAGACAAUCUCUUUGAAGGAUUGGUAGAUCCGUGUGAAAUUAUCAGAACAUUUUUAGGUAUUGAUAUUUCACAAGAUGAUGGACUUUCCCGUGUUUUAUGCCGAAAGUGUAUCGGGAUAAUUACUCUUUUUAAAGACUAUCGCGGAAAAGUGAAUACUAAUAACGACUUUUUAAAAGGUGUUUUAAACAUAGCAAAGAGUAGGCCUAGUGACAAAGCUGUAACUGAUUCGGUGGUUGAGGAAAGUAAUGUUGCUCUUGAGAAAGCAUCCAACUCAACAAACUAUCGCCGACCAGGACCCAAAUCUAAAAGAAGACCUAUUAGGAGUGAAACAUGUACCUCAGUUGAAACUAGUAGGUCUACUCCUACCCUUCCCACCAAUGAAGUUGAGGUAUCCAAUAACUUCACACUAAAUUCUUCUGCUCAACAAAAUUCCACUUCCAAUUCAGAAAAAUCGGACCAACAAAAUGGUAGUUGUAUGGCUCAAGGCUUACAAGAUGCUAUUUAUGAAAAUAUCACUUCCGUUUCUGAAAAUUCCGAUCAACAAAAGAUUGACUCACAAGAUGCUACACAUCAAAAUACAACUUCCAAUUCUGAAACCUCCGACCAACAAAAGUCAGACGAUAUUCUAUCUGAUGCAUCUACAAUAUUGUUAGAUCAAUCCAAAAAUGCUAGAAGCAAUCCCACAACAGACUCUGACAAUGCAAUGGAUCUAGAUCAAUCAAGUUUUGCUCAAGUGCCAGUCACUCCUUGUGAACCCUCAAAAUCUCUUGAAAAAACUGAUGAAAUUGAUAUUCCUACACAUGAAACGCCUGAGGUUGAAGAUGAUAGGAGUAAUUCUAAACGGAGGGGGCGUCCAUGUAAACCCAUCCAUUUCUGUGAGCAUUGUAAUCGACCAUUUUUCAACAAACACCAGUACAAAGAUCACAAGUUACAACACAAAGUUCUAAGUACAAGAAUGUUUGUGUGUAAAGUCUGUAAAAUGGCCUAUUCAAACAAUCUAGAUGUUGAAAAGCACCACCCAAGUUUCCAUCCUUUUGCAAGCUUAGACACUGCCAAACAUAGUCAAUCUGAUGAUAUAGGACAAGUUGCUAUAGCUUCCGAGCCUCAAGUUGAUAACAAUCAGCAAACCAACAACACUGUUAAUUUUGACAUUAUUGAAACAGCAGAACAAACACCACCUACCACACCUGUAAAAAGAAAACGCAUGUCAAAGCAAAGUAGGCCUUCUUCCAAAAGAGUUCGAACCACUGUUGAAAAGAUAUCGGAUAAACGUCAUUCAGAAAACGUCACAGUUGCUGAGAUACACACGACACCCGAUGAAACAUCUAAUCUACAAGAUAACUCCCAAGCUCAAUCGCCUACAAAAAUCAUAGACAUUAGUACUGCCCCCAUAUCAGCGCUGAUUCCAGCUUCAACACAAUCAAGUAACUCUUGUGAAAAAAUGGACUGUAGCGAUAACAUUGAGGUUAUCUCCGAUGACGAUAUGGAAGGACAUUCCAUUCUAGACAACAAAGGUUCCAAAAUUGAUGUGAUCAAACUUCAAAAUACCGAUAGGCCUACGUCAAAAUGUAAUUCACCAGCUACAAUAACCAACGAGGACAAUGUUUUCCGAAGUUGAGGACUUGAAACUACAAACUAAUGUGACUUGUGCAUCUGCGUCACAAGCUCCAAAGAUGGCAUCAUCCAAGGAAGAAAAGGUUUGCAACAAAUGCAACACUUUUAAAUCAAUCAGCAUGAAGGAGAUCUUCAUACAUAAGAAGAAUUGCCGCAAAGAAGUGCGUUGACUUCUCUGAGGAUCGAUCAUGCCCACAUCAGCGCUGGACUUGUGCGUGGAUAAUGGACUAGAUCUUCUACACUGCCACUCAACGACACUAAACUAUAAAAUAAAUUAAGACUUGGUUCUCCAUCCGAAGAAAUAACAGCGUUGCCAAUAUUCAUGUGAAAAAAAGUUGAUAAACGUUGAAGGUGUAUGGUGUCACGAUGUAUGAAAAAGAUUGAAACAUGGAUCAGUACACAAAAGAACAAGGCAUUUAGUUGCAACUGACAAAUAGAUCUUUUAUAGGAAAGGAAAAAAGUGUUUCUUCUCUCUCAACUGCAUAUCUAUUGGUUUUAUUCUUUAAAAGGUUCAUUUUGAUACUCCUUAUUUCUAUUUUCACACUUUUAUUGAUAUUUUUAUAAAAUGAUUAUAAUUAAGACCAAAUUGGUCUCCCCUUCAGAGUAAAAACAUUGCAAAAGUUCAGAUUUAACGUUUUUACAUUGUUCUCAAGUGAAUAUGAAAAUACAUUUGAAACGUUUUAGAUUAUAAACUAACAUAUUCUGUAUGUUAGGUGAAAAAUAAUGAUGACACAGAGUAUUACAUAUCAAAAAUUUUAACUUUUAAUGCAAAAUAUAAAAAUAAAAUGAAUUUCAAUAUUAAAUGUUAUUAAGACAAAUACAAAAUUAAAUUCAUAAACAAUAAUCUGCCAGUUUUAUUCUGCAUUGCUGAACAACGAAUCAAAAAAUAUUUUUUUCUCAGCUGGUAAAUAAUCCAUAAGUCCAAUAGCUUUUGAAGGUCUGCCAGUUUUGCUGGAUUCACUAGCAAAUUAUCGGGAUACAGAUUUGAUAGUGUUGCAGGCUCAACUAUGUGGUAGACUGAUGAGAUAUUCUUAGAUGCUCUUCCUCUCGGUUUCUUGAAAAUGUUCGAUACAGCCCAGUUUUCAAUGGUGCUGUGACUCUUCCUUAUCCUCAUCACGGUUGGUUCAUCUCAUGUGAAUUGAAUCCACCUAGCCUCACUUAUUGUACGUCAAAAGGAAGAGUAUUCAAAACUUAUCCUGAAUGAUACAUUAUUAUAUGUACAACAAUCUUCAACGUUUUGCUAAUCCAUCUCAUUUAUUACUUCCUUCUUCUAGAAAAACAAGAGUUGAUUUACCUUCCCGAUGUUCACACUUUGAAUAAGGUUUUUGAUUGUUAAAAUCAUCAAUAGCUUGUACAUUCUGUACACUCUGAAAUUUCGGGUUAUAGACUUCACAAUAAUAAUCUCCAUUUCUGUCAAGAUCAUAUCUGUGGCUUGGUGCAAAAAGUGCCAAAGUCAGAAAUCAAGAUUUUUGGUAAAAGGAGCUUGAAAGAAAGCUUGUACUUUCUUUCUCACACUGUCCAUCAACAAUAUCUUCCAUGCGAUUUAUAUCAUAUCUUGUCAGUAUAUGAAUUAGUUCAUGACAAUUUUAGUUGUAAUACUUCCAUUCGCCUCCAAAGAAUAGCUUUCAAUUUUGAUAUGACAUUGGCACUUCUUGCUCGGCGAACUGUGGAUUUGAAGUACAUUGGUAUUGAUUCCAUGUAGUUUAUGGGUAAAUUUACAUUGCAUAGCCUCAAUUUCUAAGUGUAAUGAACUCAAUAAUACAUUGAUACAUAUUUAUAAUUACAUGGAAAUAAUUGAAUAAAAAAACAAAUAUGUUUUCAAAUUCUACACUGUUUUAUUUAGUACACGACCAUGGUUUCCUGACCACACUGGUCACAUUUUCAAGUUGACUAAAGCUAAAAGGUUAAGGUAAACAUUGAACAUUAAAAUUGGUACAUGUUAGCCAACAUAACUUGAUACAUUUAGUAAAGAGAAAUAGUAAUUGGAAACUUCUAAUUUACUGUUGUUUGAAUAUAUUACAAAGAAUGUAUAAAAUAUGUAUAAAUAUAUAAAUUAAUUGAAUAUAAUCUAUGAAAUUAAUCUAUAAACUUAAGUCUGAGUUGGGGACCAGCUGACAAAGGUGACCAGUGGUUUGUUGUCAUUUAAAAGAAGAUGCUAUACAUAACCUAUAUUAUGGGAGUUUGAAUAAUUUUGAAAAUGUUACAUUGAAUAAUAAAUAAAUCUAGGCUCUAAGUUGAAAUCAAAAACUCAAAUAAAAUGAAUUAGAGAGAAUUGGUAGCCUCUUUGUAGGUUGAACUAAAACUAAACAAGGUAUCCUAAAUAUCUUAAUUUAAAAAAGAAAAAGGUAAUUAUAAGGAUAAGUUGAUUUAGAUACUGUUAAAGACUGUUAGAAAAAUGAAAAUUGAAAACUGGUUAGAAUUAAGUGUACAUCUCAUAUUAUGUAUAAAGAAGACCUGUUAAUUGUUAGAGGUGAUUAGAUUGAUAAGAUUUGUAGUUUCUUCAUUUCUUCAUCUUAGGUUGUUUGAGGGUGAUGACUCUGGUGUUUACUUUUUGUUAUCAUUCUACUGAUGUAGCAGUUGACAAAUUCUAACUUUUCAUUAAGGCUUGUGGUGUUUGGGCAUUCAAAAAUUUUCUGAAUCUCUAUAGCUUCCAAUACAUUUAAAAGUCUUCCUUUUUCAGAUAUGUGUAGGAGGUUAACAUCUUGGUUACUAUUGAAUCCGUGUCCUGUUUCAAUCAGAUGGUCUGCAAAUUUUGAGGUGUAUUUACCAUUUCUUCCAUGCUGAUUUGUGUUCUGAGAUUCUAACACUAAAUUUUCUCCCAGUCUGACCAAUGUAUUUGGCAUUGCACUCCCCACACUUCAACAUGUAGACACCACUUCUUUCCCAUUUUUCUAUUUUGUCUUUUGAUGCACUUAAUAGUUUAUUUAAGAUGGGAGAGUUUUGAAGGCUACUCGAAAACCAUUUUUCUUAAGAAGUUUACCUAAUUUCUCUGACACUACUCCUAAAUAAGGUAUUGAAAUCCAGUUAAUUUCUUCCUGUGAAUUUGGUGUGGUGUAAACUUUUUCCAUUAUCUGUUUGUCCUUCUUCUUCCUCAACAUUUUCAUUUCAAAUCAUUUAUUGUAGCCAUUUUUAUGUGCAAUUCUGAGUAUUGUGUCCAGUUCUCUGUUGAAUUCUUCUUCCUCCAAUGAAAUACUUGUUAAUCUGUCCAGCAUGGAGUGGAAGGCUGCUGAUUUGUGGGAUUGUGGAUGGCAAGAGAAAUUUGGUAUGACUGUGUCCAUGCUGGUUGGCUUCCUGAAGAUGGCAAAUUUAUGUUUUCCUUCAUGGUGAGAGAUGGUCAGGUCCAGGAAGUUGAUUGUGUUGUUGAUCCCAACUUCUUUUGUGAACUGGAUGUUUUUGUGUAUGCUGUUGAUGAAGUUGUGGAAUAGAUCUAACUGUCUGUUUGAAUCAUUCCAUAGACAAAGGAUGUCAUCCACAUACCGGAAUCAGUAUCCUAUUUGAUUUUUGAACCGUGAAGAGUUGAGGAUUAUUUUUUCAAAACUGUCCAUAAAUAUUUCAGCUAACAGAGGUGAAAGUGGUAAGCCCAUGGCUAGUCCGUGUGUUUGUUGGUAGAUUUGGCUAUUGAAUUUGAAGAAAUUUUGGUUUGUACAUAUUUUCAAAAGAGUCACCAUUUCUUGGAUUUAUUAAAAUUCAAAAAAUGAGAUUGCUCCAAUUCUUUUAUCUCUAUUGGAGGUUUUCUUGGAACCAAUCUGAUCAGAUUUGCCCAAUCUUUCGGAAAAUCAAUUUCUGCUGUUGUGCCCCUUUUCACUUUUUCGAUGCAGGCAGGAAUUGUGUCAGCCUACAUGUGAGUAUGACCAGGCUCAAGGAACUUCUGAUUGUUUAAUUGAAUUAUGCUCUCAUCCUCAUCAACAGAAUUCAAAUAGUUCAGAAUCAUUACAGAAAAGUAUAAGUUCUGGUUCUGACCAGAGCAGGAGUCACUGUACAUAUUCACUUGCUCACAUUCUUUGGGCACAUCACACUCAAACUCAAGUGCACUUUGGGCACGUUGCUCACAUCAAAUAAAAGUUAUGAGUUAAAAUAUGAGUAAAUACUGUUUCUAUGACAAACUGGUUAUUCAAAAUAACAAUAAUAGUAUAAACUGACAAAACCAGGACUUUUUAAAUUGAAACUCACUGCAUGAAACUGGAAAGUUUUUGACUGUUGAAACAGUCAUCAUCUGUAGUCAGUUUCAAUGUAUUUCAUUAAUAAAUUACAGCAAUUGUUACCUACAUUCAGUCAUAAUUACAAUAAUUAUGCCUAAUAACAGGAACAAUUUGAUCUAAACUUAGAAUAUUCUAGAAUAUCAUGAGCAAAAUAUUAUUCCUGUAAUACAAGAACAUCCAAAUCAUUAGAGCAUACAUUAGCACAUUGAGUACUAUUAGAGUUUCAUAACACAUACAGAUUUUUAAAUAACACACUAGCCAACAUCUAUACUGUGAUAAAAUAUGCAAUGAACCGAAACAAGAGGUACCCUAGUAGAAUUAGUGAAUUAUGAUGAAAUAAACAUGAAAGUGAAUGAGAUAAUAGAUUGAACCUGGUGUUUUUUACUUUCUUCAACAAUUGAAAGCACAUAAAAAAUAUAUUAUGAACACUUGAGGAUAUUAUCAAUGGACAUUUUUUUCCAAUUCCAGUAUCACCAUGAAAUUGAUCAAAUGAAAAUUCUACUUGAUGCUCCCGCCUUACAACAGAAUUAAGAAAACUUAGAUUCCCAUAAAUUAAAGUAGCUUUAUCUACCUGUAUCCAUUAGCUGCAUAUUAUUGCAUUCAAUGGUAAGCAAUUCUUUAUUCACCUCAAUUGCUUCCAAUAAUUUAACUGAUCCAAACUUACUCCAACAAUUCCCACCCUCUUCUAAAAAUGAAUUCAAAUUUUGGUAUGAAAACAACAUGUAGGAAAAAUAUACUGUAGGUGUGGGUGAGUACACCUAGAAAAAAAAUUGUAGUUUUGGUUACCCAGACCCAGUAACACAAAAUAUGGUCAUUUAAAUUUAGGUUAAUAACUUCCUCUUCAAAGGUAAUUUAAAAUCAAGAAUAUCUCAAUUCCUUCUUAUAAAUGUAUCUAUCACAAUAAAUUUAAUACUUUGAUGGUAGCUUUCAUUGAUAAUAAUUUCCUUAAUUAUAUUAUAAAUCUAUGACAUACCUUUAGUAGUGGUUAUAGGAGGAAAAUGUCCAUUGUAAGGUGACAAUUUGAUAUCCUCUGUUCUUAAUUAAAGCAUUUACUGAGGCAGAAAAAACUAGAACAUGCUAUUGGAACAGAUGGUUCCACAGCCAAAUACUAACAAGCCUAAAGCUGGCAUAAAAGUAAAGAUUAACACAAAAUACUGAGACUACAUUAUUCAGUUCUUCUAGGGACAAUGGACAGAUGCUGAAUGAAUCCACUUCGCUUCUCUCGUCUUGCCGUGGACAGCUGUAAACGGCCUCACUAGAUAGGAACCUAACCAACGUUAACUGUGAUUGGCAGUUACUAUUUUAUUAAAAAUAUUCAUCACAAUUUCUGCCAAUAGAAAGGAACGGUACAACUACAAUAUUUAAGAUACAUUCUCCCACCAAGUGACAGCUAUUUUCCAAAUUCUCAACCAAAUAAGGCAUGAUUGAUAAUCAAUCGGACACAAAUUCCUUGCCUUAUAAGGUCAUAAACCAGACUGAUGCUCCAGGAAAAUUUUUGAUUUUCUUAGUACUAUAACUUCUACGCACACACUAACAAAGUCAACACAACACAACACAGAAAAGCAAAGCAGCGAAAUAAAAUGUUAUACAGGACUGACUUCUCAUGAUAAUUCGCAUAAUCCUCAUCAUUCACAAUUGGAACAAUGAAUAUUGUUACAGUCUUUCCCUGAAAUAAGCAAUCUUCAUAUAAUUUGAAACUUAAUUGCUUUCCUAAGCACUUUUUGUUAUACCCUUCACUACCUUCUUUUCUUCUGUAUUAUCAGAUAAUAUGAAUGAAUACAUUUUAGGUUUCAAACCAGAUUUAGUUCGUUCGGAAAUAUUUUUUUAAUAUAGUUAUAAUGGAAAUCAAACAUAACUGCUUUACUUUCCUCUAGAAUUACCAUUCCAACAUAAAUUGGUUUAUUUAACACUAUCUCAACUUUAUUUAAAGUUACUCCAACAACAUUUUCUCCAAAUAAAUGCCAGUUUUUAGUUCUUGGUUUUGAAAUGAGUUUGUGUAGUUUUUUUCAUUAGUUACAAUUUCAAAAUCAGAAUGUUUUUUCACAUUCAUUAAAGUUCGUCCAUAUAUACUAUUAUCCAUUAGUUUAUAAAGAUUACGUUCAAAGUCAUUAUGUGCAUUUCUUCUUAAUUGAGUAUUCAAGUUUAUAAAUGGUUCCAACAAUUUAGAUUGUAGAAAUUUAAUCCCUCUAUGAAUUUUCUUGAGCUUCAUGCCAAGUCUUAGGUAUAGUUUCAAAUUAUUAAUAUGUAUUAUGUAUUUCUCUCUAUCUUUCAAAGUAGUCAACAACUUUUCAGUUUUUCCAUUUGGUGGUUUUUCUUUCACCGGUGCUAAAGGAUAGCCAUUAUGACUGUUAUGAAGAUGUCUUGGGUAUUCAAGAUCUACUUCCAAUACAUAUCCUACAUUACUUUGAUCUUGUUCUACAUCAAAUUCUUGAAUUUCUGCUUCUGUCAUACAUUCAAAAUUUGAAGGUGGUAGAUUACAACUCAUUCCCACAGCAUAAAGAUUAUUACAGUCCCAAUAGAUAAUGUAUGUUUCUGGCUCAUUUAUCUUGAAAUCAUCCAUAUAUCUAUUAUUGGCUUUUGCAUAGCGGUGUGGAAUAAUACUAAUUCCUCCCCUUUUUUCCCUAAUUCCUUUUUCAAAGAAUAAAUACUGAUCAGGAUCAGAAAUUAAUUGCAAUUCUACUUUUGUGUAUUUCAACAUAGCAGACCAGGAAAAGUGAGGGAGAGAGUAGCAAUGUGCUACAUCCAUGUUGUAUGUAUUCAUGAACGUUUUCUUAAAGUUUUCAAAAACAUCAGCAAGGAGAAGAAUAUCUAUUUUCAAAUAAAAAUCAUGGAAUUGUACAAGAUUCUCUAUUUUGAAAACUUCCCAUACUGUUUUUGCAUGCUCAUACUCUUCUACAGUUGCAUUUUUGUCACCUAUAGAACUUAUCAAUAGUUGGCAAUUUAGUUUCAAGGAAUUUUUGAAAAUUGUUUUUAUAUUCAUAUGGAUACAAUUGUUUUUUUCUUAGUAGAUAAAUUUUAUUUGGAGGGAAAUGUUGUUGAAGUAGCUUGAACUCAGGAUUUAUAGCAACUAAUUUAUCAAGAGAAGAAUGUAGAAAAUUCAAUGAAUCUAUAAAUCCUUAUGUGUUAUUCAAUGUCAUUGUCAUUAUUUUCUCACUACUUUUUGCAAUAGUGCUAAUUUUUUUCUAUAAUUUCCAAGAGAUUUCAAAAUGAGAUGCAUAUCAUAUCCAUUUAGUUUGUGGAAAAUUACUGGUAUGAAUUUUACUUUUUUCAUAUUUUAAUUAUCAUGUGCAGCACCAAUAGACUUUCCUGUUGAGUGAGAGUGAUGUCUGACCCUAUCAAUGAAAUCUAUUGGUUUUGUACAUAAACAACAAGAUUUUUGUUGUACAUAUGUCUUUUCAUCUUCUGUAGUGAAAUUCAUAUCAAUAAUAGUUUGCAAUUUCUUUUUCAAUAUAACACUAUGUAUUUCUAAUUCAUCUAUGAAAUGAUCAAUCAAUUUCUCAGAUUCCUCCAAGCUAUUAGCCCUAACAAUUUUUGGACUACAAUAUAAUUAUCUCUAUUAUUGUAUGCUUCCUUCCUCUAUUCUUUGAUGUGAAUAUGGGAUAUAUAAUAUCCUUCUCAUCCUCAUAACUCAACACAUUAAUACAAAUAUCUUAAUUGAAACUCAAUUUUUUUGAAUUUUUUCUAU
Molecule: messenger RNA, 9751 nt
Organism: Nilaparvata lugens (brown planthopper)
Lineage: Eukaryota; Metazoa; Arthropoda; Insecta; Hemiptera; Delphacidae
Product: PR domain zinc finger protein 2-like
Exons: 4
Coding region: 180-1871 (563 amino acids)
Cellular component (GO): nucleus
Molecular function (GO): zinc ion binding
Source: RefSeq, a predicted model, not a curated record